This is a messenger RNA of Sycon ciliatum, 3820 nucleotides long. RefSeq names its product sorting nexin-13-like. The coding region runs from base 71 to 3052 and encodes 993 amino acids. Gene Ontology annotation, cellular component: early endosome. Gene Ontology annotation, molecular function: phosphatidylinositol binding. The transcript is spliced from 29 exons. The record is from RefSeq and is a predicted model, not a curated record. Lineage: Eukaryota; Metazoa; Porifera; Calcarea; Leucosolenida; Sycettidae.
AGCGCAGCAUGGUACAGAUGAGAAUCCUGCUCAAUAAUCAGGCUUCUCUGAGAAUGUUUCGUCCUGGGUGAUGGCGUCUAGACUUGAGACAGCCGGCUGGCUGGUCCUCACAGUUGCGCUAUUCCUAUCUUCCAUAGGUAUCAGCACCAUUCUCUUUUGGUCCAGCGUCCUUGGUGCUUUCGUGGCAGGGUUCUUUGUGAUUGUGCUGUACCAGGCUAUGCACUGGUCGGACAAAACCAAGCAGGAUGCUCCCCAUCUGCGGCCGAAUCCCCCCGUGACGGCCAUGGAUAAGGUAACCUGGCACCACGCCGAUGAGCCGAUAACAUUCAAAGUUGACAAACGCCUCACCGGUGCUAUGCUGAUAGACACACCGCUACAGGAUUGUCUGAAUUACCUAUGUCGCGACUAUGUGGAGUGGUUCUACUAUGCUGUCGGGGCACAUCCAGCAUUCCUCAACGAAGUACACGUAGUCUUGCGGCAGAUCAUUAUCAACUUCUCGGCCCGAGCAAAGGAAGUGGAGUGGACACCGUUCUUCACCAAGCGCAUACCGGACGACUUUGCGUCCCACCUGCGCCUGUAUCGCCUGGCACAGGAACGGCUGCGUAAGGACAAGGAUACUCCCCGCAAUAGCAUCCCGGGUAGCUUGUCCAGUACAGCGGUGGGCGGUGAGAGUCGACCAUCUACACCACUCUCAACAUCUGUCACCAGCGACGGUCCAAAGGAACAGACAGAGCAACAAAAGGUGCCCGAAUUCACGGAGUUCGAGCAGCUCUUCUUUGAAGUAGAGAAACGGAUGGAGCACUGCCUGCCGUUUGAGGCUAUCCUCUGCUCGCCUGAGCUUGAAAGAGAUUAUCUCCGAGAUAUCAGUGAAAUUGUGCUCUAUUUGCUGUUGCCGGAAGGCGACUUUGAAAACAAAGUUUUACGGCAGCUCCUCAAGGAGGUGAUGGUCAACACUGUAUUCCUACCACUUGUGGAGAGAAUGGCCGAUGAGGACUACGUGAACCAGACGCUGACUUGGCUGUUGAAACCGUCCAUGUUUACUGCGGAGAUCUUCACGCACAUUGUAAAGACAUCUCGCAGUGUGGUUGAACUGGAGGAAGUCCUGGUUCAGAUUGAAGCAGAGAUUGCUAAGACAAGGGAGCAUGAUUCCGGAGAUGACCCUGGCUCUAGCGCUAAACAGACACUGGACAGCUUAUCACAUCUCAAGACGUUCUGUAUGACUCGCCUUGAUCAACUUCACCAUGGCAUCUUGGACCCCCAGUCCGACACGACUGCUGGAGAGGAUAGCGAUGUGCCGACCGAAGGCUCCGCCGCUAUGCCGCACGCACCGACAGGCGCGCUGCCCAGCCUGCCACUUGAGGUUGUUCUGGGCAACAAUGUGGCAUUGUCUUAUUUAUGUGAAUUUUUGGAGAAUCGCCCCGAGAAGAAACUGGUUCAAUUCUGGCUAACUUGCGAGGCUUUCCGGACGUCUGCACAGCAGAAGAUCCAGGCACGGAAAGAAAGUCUUCAGCGGGGUGAUAGUGCUCCGCCGGAAGUAGAGGAUCUGCGGCAAAUGGCGAUGAGCAUUUAUGACUCAUACCUGGGCGAAGCGGUACGUUUGAAGUGUUUCUCGUCUGACGUUUGCCAGUACGUGUGGAGUCUGAUCAACACCCGGCCGCCGAGCAGUGAUUGGUUUGACGAGGCACAGAAACAGUCUGUUGCCGAGGUAGAGCGCUCCUGCUACCCAGAGUACCAGAGAUCGUCCUUCUAUUCACAGUGUCUACGCCAGCUGUCAACGACCAGCCAUAGCGAUGAUCUGGACAGCAUAUCUGUUCAGGGCGAUGAUGGUGACUUUGAAGCAAUGCUCACGGAAAGUGUUGACAUGCACGGAUCAUCUAGUCAGCGCGAAGACAUGCUACUGGCGAGCGGUGCGUUUGUGGAGCCUCUUGUCCUCACCUCUCCGUCCGGGUCCGACCAAGUGGAGAGCGUUGCAGUUACAGUCCCCUCGCACUCAAUUGCCCGCUAUGGCACCAAGUCCAUUGUGCGCUACACUCUUCAUCUGUAUUGUAAAUACGCUAACACCUCUAACCCAGUGACCUGGUCCGUGUCGAGACGCUACAGCGACUUUGUCAACUUUCACGUGGCAGUUGUUGAGAAGUCGAAUAUUUCGGCCGAGCUGCCUCCGAAGCGGGCCUUCAACAACCUCGACCCGGCAUUCCUGGAGAAGCGGCGAUUGGGACUGGAAGCAUAUCUCAAAACGCUGGUAUCCCGUGAGUCUUGCCAGGCACAGCCGGGCAUACUGCAAGCAAUCAUCCACUUUGCCGACUCAUCCGGCGCUUCUGGGGAGAACUCUGGACGUCGUGGUACCCUGCUUCGUAAGAGACUCAAUGUCACCGGUUCCGUGAGCAGCAGCUUGGCCAAAGUGAUAAAGAACUCUCCCAUCACUGUCCGCCGCUCAGAGGAAGAAGUGACACCAGAAGUGGCUGCAAAAGCUGAGGACGUCAAAAUGUCGGCCACUAUUAAUGAGGAAGACAAUAUUCCACUGCGUAUUAUCUUACUGCUAAUGGAUGAAGUGUUUGACUUUGCCACGACUAACCGAUGGCUGAGACGGCACGUCAUCGUGAUCUUGCGUGGCUUGAUGAAGAAAACAUUCGGAGACACCAUCAACAGGAAAAUAGUGGACCAGGUUGAGUACUUGACCUCAGCUGAGCAGAUAGCCGAGUUCAUCAAGGUUUUCCGGGAGUCCUACUGGCCCAAUGGUCUGAUUGGACCCUACUAUGCGCCGCGUCCCAAGGACCAGAAGAUCCGAACUGAGAUUGCUGCCAAAGUUAUGCUACUCGGCUCCGUGCCAGACGAGCUGAAACGGUUUAUUGGCACGAAGGCUACUGAAGAAGGCAUCCUUCGGGUGUUUGAUAUGUUCCAGUACCGCCGUCUCAACAAGCGACUCUUCUACUUGAUCAUGGAAGCAUUCCUGGAGACCCUGUUCCGAGGUAACUCUCUGCCUCAGAUCUUCAAACACCUGCACUCUGCACGACCACACAGCUCUUCUAGAGGGCCAACAGCUACAGGUUAGGGCCUUUCUCUCACUCACACUCUCUCACUCUCUCUCUUCUCCCCUGCUCUCUCUCUCUCUCUCAUUUACUCACUCGCUCUCCUUCUCUCCCUUCCUAGAACCAUGGAAUUCCCAUUCUCUGUUUUAGCGUGUUUGCUGAAGAAGUGGAUGGUCUCCUCUCCCAUGCUGUGCUGUAUGUUAUUUUAUUCUAGUUUAGAGCAUACCUGCCAAAGAAUCCACAUAGCUGACGUUAAAAUGGACACACCUUUUUUAAACUGUAAGAAAAUGGUAAUUUAUAUUGUAUUUUUAGGGGAAAUAUUUAAGCCGAGUGUGCUGGUCACAUGGUGAUUGUGUAGUAGUCUUGUAUCCUUGUGUCCUGUCCGUGCCCUAAAUGUGCUGCCGGGCACCUUGAUUGUAGCGUAGUAGAUAUUUCUACGUGGCUUGUGUUGUUGUUUCCCACCCAUAGCUCUGUUUUUUUUAUGUGUUUUAUAUGUUUCUACUGACCUAUAUUCUAGAUUGAGUUGAUUAUUCAGCCGCUACGUUUGUGUGCAUAUUUUAUUCGGCCCACUUCGCAAACACGUAUCCACGUGCGCACAAGUACACUACUUUCAUUUUUUGGGACCUUUCGCUCCAAACAUUCACACCGUUUCUGUCACCACCGGCCACAAUCAUUCUCGGAGUCUGUUCCGUCACAGCAUUUUCCAAUUCUGGACACUCAUUAUCGGACGUUGUUUUUAAAUUUUAUAUUUUGCUGCCUUGCAACAGCGUAUUGCACGCAGUCAACGUCAA